Electrophorus electricus (electric eel) is the source of this 2034-nucleotide messenger RNA. It is a transcript of the gene tmed10, whose product is annotated as transmembrane p24 trafficking protein 10. Lineage: Eukaryota; Metazoa; Chordata; Actinopteri; Gymnotiformes; Gymnotidae. The record is from RefSeq and is a predicted model, not a curated record.
UCCUCACUUCGUAAGCGGGGUAAUAUCGGGAGGUCUUGGCCCGACGCAGCCAUGGCUCGCCUUGGUGUUUUAAUACUGUUACCGGUCGUUUUUGAAUCGGUGGUUUCCAUCUCGUUUUUCUUACCCGUCAGGACGAGGAAAUGUUUGAAAGAGGAGAUACACAAAGAUGUUCUGGUUACAGGGGAAUACGAAAUUAGUGAGCAGCCCAACACCAAAACUAACCUGAAGAUAACAGAUUCAUCCGGUCACAUCCUGUACUCUAAAGAGGAUGCCACAAAAGGAAAGUUUGCCUUCACCACGGAGGACUAUGACAUGUUUGAAGUAUGCUUCGAGAGCAAGUCCCAGAUGGGAACUGGGAGGGUUCCUGAUCAGAUGAUCAACCUGGACAUGAAGCAUGGUGUGGAGGCAAAAAACUAUGAAGAGAUUGCAAAGGUGGAGAAGCUGAAGCCCCUGGAGGUGGAGCUCCGGCGUCUGGAGGACCUGUCUGAGUCAAUUGUCAAUGAUUUCGCCUACAUGAAGAAGAGAGAGGAAGAGAUGAGGGACACCAAUGAGUCCACCAACACGCGCGUUCUCUACUUCUCCAUAUUCUCCAUGUGCUGUCUGAUUGGCCUGGCCACCUGGCAGGUGUUUUAUCUACGCCGCUUCUUCAAAGCCAAGAAGCUCAUUGAGUAGAGCCAGCUCCACCAAUCAGAGACCCAGAAGCCUUCUUUGACCUCUGACUCUCCCGCCCUCUUCUUUGUUGUCCAAUGUCAGCAGGUUUUUGUUGGUUGCUGGCGGCAACCAGAAGCUCAGCAGGAGAGGACAGCUAUUAGGUUAUCGUCUGGGAAGUUGGUGGCGAUAUUCAGUUAUUCAGCGUGUACAUUUUUGAUACGAGCCUGUCCGGUUUUAUUUGGACAAACCACCCAUUGUUUCACGCUUAAAUUUUUAUUACACGCAGGCCAAACAGAUCCUUUAUAACCUGUUUAGAAGUACACAUAUGAACGUGAAAAGCAGACCAGCAAUUUGAAUGAAUGUCAACCACUGAAAGUGACUGAUUUAGAGAUGCACUGAUACCAGGAUUAGUGUCUGCUGGAUAUUGCCUACUGGUGUCAUUCAUUCAAGCACUGGCAUCAUGAAUGACCAUUUAUUUAAUAGCUCAAUAUUGCCCAGGAGAACAUUAUAGAUGGACAGCAGGGAUACAGAACGUUCACACGCAGGACUUGUGUACAAAAUAGAACUGUGUGUCAAACAUAAAUGCCUGUUGUUGGUACUAGUAUUUGGAAUCAGAAUGGAGAAAUGGUGUCAGUGCAUCUCUACUGUUAAUUAUUAAAAUGCCUGUGGGUCAAUGGUAUAAUUUCAUCAGCAAGGUGCUUUUUCUGUUAUUGUAAGGUGAAGUUAAAAUUCCUGUUUUCUUUUACCAUUGUUUAAUUAAUUGAGUGAUUACUGUGCAGCAAAUUAUGGGGCUCUUUGUCCAAAAUGCCCCUUUCUCCACAUUUACAGAUUGAAGUUCACUUGCACACGUUCUACAGAGUCCGAACCCAGAUGCUACAGAAGUGUUUCUUUGUGUUGUGAAAAUGCACAUUAAAUCCUCGGCUUUUUCGCCAUUAGAUGCAGGCAUUUAAAGCAUUUUUGGGGUGCUGUACACUACAAUAAUGCGUUGUAGGCUGCUUGCGUGAAAAUCUGAAUUGGUUGGCUUUCAUCAAGGUCUUCAGCCUGGUUGCCAGAGUAAUGGCUGCUGAUAGCUUUGUGUUCCGAUUUAACCCUUAGUGGGUUCUCUUAUGACUAAUGAGGGAGCUGAGCAGUGAUUUUUUUGGGGGGGGUAUGGAUUUGUGAAAUGUUUUUUAUUUUAUGUAAUUAAGGAACAGUGGACACGUUUGGCUUGUCUGGGGGUCUAAGCUCAUUAUAUUGUGAUGGUUUAUUUCUCUCUUCUUUUUUUUUUCUCACUCAAGUCCCAGCAUUUGGUGAAUGUUCUUGAUCCACCUGGACAUUGGUUUGUUUGGUUUUGUGGCAGUUCAUGUAAAAUCGGUUUGUCAUUCAAUAAACUUUGUUAGUUAA